Vitis riparia (riverbank grape) is the source of this 5811-nucleotide messenger RNA. RefSeq names its product putative pentatricopeptide repeat-containing protein At3g01580. Lineage: Eukaryota; Viridiplantae; Streptophyta; Magnoliopsida; Vitales; Vitaceae. Gene Ontology annotation, biological process: RNA modification. The transcript has 2 exons. The record is from RefSeq and is a predicted model, not a curated record. Gene Ontology annotation, molecular function: RNA binding; protein binding. The coding region runs from base 282 to 2405 and encodes 707 amino acids.
AAUUCCUACUAUCUUACCUACUUUAGCUUGGUAGUUUCCAUCACCAGUCACUUCGUUAUCUUAAGUCUCUCGUGUUAGUGUGCAUCCAGCAAAGGUACAAUAUUGGAUAGGUUCUAUAAAAAUUUUGUAUUUUGUAUUUUGUAUUUUUUUUUAAAUUUUAUUUAAAAAAAAACAUUACAAAAAGCUUUGCCAAACAAAUCUUUUAGAAGUGGGAAAUUUGAAUGGGGCGGACGGCAUAAUUUUAUUGAGAGGCUGGUGAGGUGGUUGGUUUUUUUUCCUGUAUGAGAAGCAGACAAGUACUUGUUGAUCUGUUCCAAGCAUGUAACAAUGGCAGAUCAGUUUCCCAAUUGCAUUCUCAAGUAUUCAAGACUGGCAUUCUCCAUGACACUUUCUUCGCCACCAAACUCAAUUCCCUUUAUGCCAAGUACGCUUCCCUUCAAGCUGCACGCAAGGUGUUCGACGAAACGCCUCACCCAAACGUCCAUCUAUGGAACUCUACACUUAGGAUCUAUUGCAGAGAAAAAAAAUGGGAAGAGACUCUACGUCUUUUUCAUCUCAUGAUAUAUACGGCUGGGGAAGCACCUGAUAAUUUUACCAUACCCAUAGCUUUAAAGGCGUGUGCGGGUUUACGGAUGCUUGAGUUGGGCAAAGUGAUACAUGGGUUUGCUAAGAAGAAUGAUGAGAUUGGUUCUGACAUGUUUGUGGGUUCUGCUUUGGUUGAAUUGUAUUCCAAAUGUGGGCAAAUGGGUGAGGCUUUAAAAGUGUUUGAGGAGUUUCAACGGCCGGACACGGUACUAUGGACUUCCAUGGUUACUGGGUAUCAGCAGAAUAAUGAUCCUGAAGAAGCAUUAGCGCUCUUCUCACAAAUGGUGAAGAUGGACUGCGUUGUUCUGGACCCUGUGACAUUGGUUAGCGUAGUUUCUGCUUGUGCUCAGUUGUUGAAUGUUAAGGCUGGAAGCUGUGUUCAUGGUCUUGUGAUAAGGCGGGGGUUUGAUGGUGACCUGCCUCUGGUUAAUUCAUUGUUGAAUUUAUAUGCAAAGACGGGUUGUGAUAAAAUUGCAGCUAAUUUGUUUUCCAAGAUGCCAGAAAGGGAUGUGAUUUCAUGGAGUACUAUGAUUGCUUGCUAUGCUACUAAUGAGGCAGCCAAUGAAGCAUUAAAUCUUUUCCAUGAGAUGAUUGAGAAGAGAUUUGAACCUAAUUCAGUUACUGUGGUUAGUGCAUUGCAAGCAUGUGCAGUUAGUCGUAAUCUAGAGGAGGGUAAGAAGAUACAUAAAAUUGCUGUUUGGAAAGGUUUCGAGCUUGAUUUUUCAGUUUCUACAGCUCUAAUUGAUAUGUACAUGAAGUGCUCCUGCCCUGAUGAAGCAGUUGAUCUCUUUCAAAGGCUGCCUAAGAAAGAUGUAGUUUCUUGGGUUGCUUUGUUAAGCGGGUAUGCACAAAAUGGAAUGGCGUACAAGUCAAUGGGGGUGUUCCGCAAUAUGCGGUCAGAUGACAUUCAACCUGAUGCUGUUGCUGUGGUGAAGAUUCUAGCAGCUUCUUCAGAAUUAGGGAUUUUUCAGCAAGCUCUUUGCCUUCAUGGUUAUGUGGUUAGAAGUGGCUUCAAUAGCAAUGUUUUUGUUGGAGCUUCACUAAUUGAAUUGUAUUCAAAAUGUGGUAGCUUGGGUGAUGCAGUCAAGUUGUUCAAAGGAAUGAUCGUAAGAGAUGUUGUCAUCUGGAGUUCGAUGAUUGCCGCUUAUGGGAUUCAUGGCCGAGGUGGAGAAGCUCUAGAAAUAUUUGACCAGAUGGUUAAGAAUUCAACUGUUAGGCCUAAUAAUGUCACAUUUCUCUCAAUUUUGUCUGCUUGUAGCCAUUCAGGUUUGGUUGAAGAAGGGCUCAAGAUAUUUGACAGAAUGGUGCAUGAUUACCAACUGAAGCCUGAUUUGGAGCACUUUGGGAUAAUGGUUGAUCUCCUUGGCCGCAUUGGACAGUUAGGUAAGGCCAUGGACAUUAUCAACCGUAUGCCAAUUCCAGCUGGUCCCCAUGUUUGGGGAGCUUUGCUUGGUGCUUGCAGGAUUCAUCACAAUAUUGAGAUGGGAGAAGUUGCAGCAAAGAAUCUAUUCUGGUUAGAUCCAAGUCAUGCAGGGUAUUACAUCCUGUUAUCAAAUAUCUAUGCAGUGGAUGGUAAAUGGGAUAACGUAGCUGAACUCAGAACACUUAUAAAGGAGAGGGGGUUGAAGAAGAUGUUUGGGCAGAGUAUGGUUGAGGUUAGGGGUGGGGUCCAUAGUUUCCUAGCUAGUGAUAGAUUUCAUCCAGACUCUCAGAAGAUAUAUGAACUGCUAAGAAAAUUGGAGGCACAAAUGGGUAAGGAGGUUUAUAUCCCUGAUUUGGAUUUUCUGCUUCAUGAUACGGGGGCAGUUUUACACUUUUGAAGUGUUGAUAAAUGGACUUAUUAAAUCCAUUGCGGAUGAUCCAAUUAAAAUCCUGAUAACAAGAGUGUGCUGCUGGAUAUAUCAUCAUGUCUCAGAUUGGCUUUUUCUGGAUAUUUAUUGAAAGAAUAUCUUAUGGAUUUGACAUUUUAUGAACUCAGGCCUCAUUAAUAUCAACGUCAUAUGUUUCUCUGGAUUUGGAAGAUGUUUAAAAGCAGGAAAACCAGUAAGACCAUCUACCGGAUGGUGGUAACCAAUCAACUUUUGCUGUAAAGAAGUGAUCUUUGUUGAAAGCAAUGAGGCUACAAUGUGAGAUGGAUUUUUGUUUCACGAGAAUUAAAAUUGUCUGCAACACAGUUGAUCAGGAGAAAGAGUUUGAUAUCAAGAUAAGAGGAGAAGAUUAUUUAUCAAGUAGGUUAAAGAUAUAAUCGCCAUGUUUCUUUCCAGAUCAUGCUACGCAGAGGCCUCAAGUUCAACCACCCUUACCAAUUACAAGCUGUACUUUGGCAACCCAUAUUCCCUGGAAAGCGAAAGCUGUUUAUAUGCGAGCCCAUUUCAGAUGGCUUGGCCAUUUCUGGGAGAUUUUCCCUACUUAUCCAUUUCAAGCAGCAGACAUGAGUAAAUCCAAUGUUCCAACUCUAGCAAUGAUUGCUAUUUAGAGAAGCUAUCCUUUUGGAAAGUUUCGGAAGACUACAAACAGUCCCCUUCUCGAAGAAAAAUGCUUUCCUGAGGAGAUUAUUAUGUGUUUAUCAGCCAUGGUGAUUGUUUAGAGAUGAAAGCGAGAGAUUGUAUUGAGCCCAGUCCAAAAUCCUCACACACUUCCUAAAUAGGCUGAUGCUCAUGCUCUGUUUUUUGGUUCCUGAGGUUGCAAAAACCCCAAAUCUUCAACAUCAAAUGUCACCAAAUCAAGUUUGCUUAUGUCUAGACAGAAGAUUUUAAUGGAAUUCAGCUCUUCAAGAUAGCUAGAUUGGCAGAUAUUGCAGCUCACAAUUUCGCCAGACAAAUUUUCCUUAAAUGUAUCUCCUAAAUUGCUAUAUUUAAUUGGAGGGAAGCUUCUUAUGUAUUACCUUGUAUAUCAGUCAUUUUUUGAAAGAAACCAGAAAUAAUUUUUGGGCAUAGAUUGAAUUUGGUAUUCAUCUGUAUAAAUGACUGUUUAAAUUUUGGUCAUAGAAACUUUUCCCUUCAUUUCCCUUUAUUGCAACAAUGUCCACUUGUCCCUUCCUUCACUAGCAAAUUAUUUUCCCAGCAACCAAAUCACUCACUGAGUGACACCACCUUUCUCAUUUCUCAGAAGUUAUUGUCCUUGUUUUGCAGGCAGUGCAUCAAAGCUACCGAAAGUAAAUAUAAAACCAUAGGCAGUGCCCCUAGUACAGAUACGUUCUCAUGGUACCAUCCCUCCAUUUAUUUCAAUUCUUUUGGCGUUCUAAUUUAUAUAUAUUUGGAUGAGAACCCUUUUCAAUCAACUUACUCCCAUCAAUCUUGCCGCCACACUUUGUAACCGUUUUUCAAACUCUAACCACCUUUGCACCUCCAUCUCUGCUUCGCCGAACUUGCCCAUUAAUCAGAUUGCCCAUAUUAUUUGUUGUGUCUUGCAAGAAUGCACCAGCUUCAGUUGUCUCAAGAAAACCCAUGCAAAGAUUUUUGCUUAUGGGCUCCAAUACGACUCACGUAUAUUAACUAAAUUUGCCAUUAUGUAUGUUUCAUUCAAUAGAAUUGAUGCUGCGAGCAUCGUAUUUGAAGAUAUACCCCACCCAUGUAGUUUUCUUUGGAAUGUUAUGAUAAGGGAAUUUGCCACUGAUGGCCGGUUCCUCAGUUCUCUGGAACUGUAUUCCAAGAUGAUGGAAAAGGGCCUAAAACCCGAUAAGUUUGCUUUUCCUUUUGCACUCAAAUCUUGUGCAGGAUUGUCUGAUUUGCAGAGGGGUAAAGUGAUUCACCAGCAUUUGGUGUGUUGUGGAUGCAGCAACGAUCUAUUUGUUGAUGCGGCUUUGGUUGAUAUGUAUGCGAAAUGUGGGGAUAUUGAAGCUGCCCGGUUGGUGUUUGACAAAAUGGCCGUGAGAGAUUUGGUUUCUUGGACUUCGAUGAUUUCUGGGUAUGCCCACAAUGGUUAUAAUAGUGAGACAUUGGGGUUCUUUGAUCUUAUGCGUAGUUCUGGGGUGAUACCGAAUCGGGUUAGUAUUUUGAGUGUUCUUCUUGCUUGUGGUAAUAUGGGAGCUUUGAGGAAAGGUGAAUGGUUCCAUAGUUAUGUGAUACAAACAGGGUUUGAGUUUGAUAUCUUGGUUGCGACCGCUAUAAUGGACAUGUAUUCUAAGUGUGGCAGUUUGGAUUUGGCCCGUUGUUUGUUUGAUGAAACAGCAGGAAAAGAUUUAGUUUGCUGGAGUGCCAUGAUUGCAAGCUAUGGAAUUCAUGGUCGUGGAAGGAAGGCAAUUGAUCUUUUUGAUCAAAUGGUAAAAGCAGGAGUAAGGCCUAAUCAUGUAACAUUCACUUGUGUUCUGUCAGCUUGCAGCCAUUCAGGGUUGCUAGAAGAAGGCAAGAGGUAUUUUCAAUUGAUGACAGAGGAGUUUGUAAUGGCCCCAAAACUCAGUAAUUAUGCAUGUAUGGUGGAUCUUCUUGGUCGUGCAGGACAGCUUUCUGAAGCAGUGGACCUCAUAGAGAAUAUGCCCAUGGAACCUGAUGCAAGCAUAUGGGGUUCUUUGCUUGGUGCAUGCAGAAUUCACAAUAAUCUAGAUUUAGCAGAGAAAAUUGCAGACCAUCUUUUUCACCUAGACCCAGUACAUGCUGGCUAUCAUGUUUUACUCUCUAACAUCUAUGCUGCAAAAUCUAGAUGGAACGAGGUCGAGAAGGUGAGAAAGAUGAUGGCUAGAAGGGGAGCGAAUAAAAUUCAGGGAUUUAGUUUGGUCGAGUAUGAUAACCAAGUUCAUAAGUUUGGGGUAGGAGACAGAUCACAUCCUCAAUGGGAGAAGUUGUAUGCUAAGCUUGAAGAGUUGGCUGCACCAAUGAAACACUUGGGGUAUGUCCCCUUAACGGAUUUUGUUCUCCAUGAUAUUGAGGAAGAAGCAAAAGAGGCAGCUCUUUCCUACCACAGUGAGAGGCUGGCAAUUGCAUUUGGGCUCAUCAACACUAGUCCGGGGACUACUCUUCGCAUCACAAAGAAUCUAAGGAUUUGUGGAGAUUGUCAUAAUGCCAUCAAGCUCAUCUCAAAAAUUGUUAAUCGGGUCAUCCUUGUGAGGGACAUGCACCGGUUUCAUCGUUUUGAGGAUGGAGUUUGUUCUUGUGGGGAUUAUUGGUAACUACAUUGGGUUGAUCUUAUUCACAUUCCCAUAGGUUUUGACUAAAUAUAUAUGAUUAGUUUCAUUCACAUUCCCUCAGGUUUUGACUAAAUACACCUAAUUUUUAUUGGUUUCACUUUUCA